Messenger RNA from Megalobrama amblycephala (Wuchang bream), 3211 nucleotides. RefSeq names its product N-acetyllactosaminide beta-1,3-N-acetylglucosaminyltransferase 2. The record is from RefSeq and is a predicted model, not a curated record. Gene Ontology annotation, molecular function: hexosyltransferase activity. Gene Ontology annotation, cellular component: membrane. NCBI's taxonomy places the organism in Eukaryota, Metazoa, Chordata, Actinopteri, Cypriniformes, Xenocyprididae. The coding region runs from base 685 to 2007 and encodes 440 amino acids. The transcript is spliced from 2 exons.
GUAUGUCAUUUCCAUGUACUGAACUCUUAUUUAACUAUGCCAAGAUAAAUUCAAUUUUUGAAUCUAGGGCACCUUUAAUCAUCAUUCUUAUGUAAUGAUAACUUUGUACCUCCAAUAAGGAAGAAUUCAGUCUUUGUGAUUCAAGGCACGUUUCUCUAAAUAUCUCAGGAGUCAUCAAACAUGUUGCCCAGCAACACUGUUUUAGGUGUAGCCUAUAGGAAGCAUCACUGAUUAAGAAAGAACACAGAUCUGUUAAAACUGACAUAUAAUAUCUCAGUCCAGGCUUUUUACAAAUUUCAGAAGGCUUGUGGGUAUAAAGUAGGGAUUAUGCAAACAGGCUUUACAUGUAAUAGAUGGGUGUGGCUUAUAUGCCUCCUCAAAUCACCUGUGGCAUGCAAAUGUUCUCAUUUAGUAUCUGCACCUGUGAAGACGUUGAGAGGCAAUCCUACUCUAUGGUUUAAUUUCAACACUCCAACAACAGAACCAGGACAUAAUGUUUGCACAAGACAAGGACAAUUUAAUAUUUACUCAUUCCUGGAAAACACCAUAACCAGCAUGGAAAGAUACCGGAGACCUCUGAGGACUUGUCAAGAAAGGAUGGGAACUGCAUGGGGAGAAAAUUCCAGAUAAGUUACAGGCAUUUGCUGAAACCAUCAGAGCAACAAAACCUCUAAUCUGACGUCCAUGGCACGCUCCAGGUGUAAUGGAAAGAUCCUAUGUCUGUGUCUCUUGCCUUGUGUGAUGGUAAGUCACCUGUUGGUCUACAUCAUGGUGUCCAUAUUUGUAGCCGUCUCCUACUCCCCUCCUCUACCGCAGCUGCCCCUCCAUUUCAUUGCCACCGGAGCCUCUGCAAACUCGGAAGCCUCUGCAUCCCAUCCACUUCGGCCCUUCUGGAAUCUCAAACUAGAGGACGGGGCACUCUGGAACCGCCUCCAGCACAUUUGGGACAGAGAGCACAACCCCAUAUUGAAAGGUAACGAUACAAGGUACAAAGAUCCAAGCCUUGAAAUACAACCCCAAGAGACAGGAGAAACUGGUGCCUGUGAACAAGAUGAGGCUUGGGCGUCUCACCUGCCUGAUUUUAACACCCUUCCUGAACAAAUGAAGGAUUUUGUCCUGUCCAUGCACUGCAGGCGAUAUGCUGUCCUCAUGGAUCAACCCAACCUGUGUUUCGGACAGGACUCUGAAACGCCGUUCCUUUUAAUCGCGGUUAAGUCACAAGUCGGAAACUUUGAGAACAGACAGGCCAUCCGAGAGACGUGGGGAAGGAGCGGACAAAUUCAAGGGCACGGCGAAGGAAGAGGCUGGUUCGUACGCACUGUCUUCUUGCUCGCAAGGCAGGACACAGAGACAGGGCCUCAUCCCGACCUGAGUGCCCUAUUGAAGUUGGAAAGCAGCACCCAUAAAGACAUCCUGCAGUGGGAUUUUAAAGACACUUUCUUCAACCUCACCCUGAAGGAUGUCCUCUUCUGGGACUGGCUUUCAAAACACUGUCCUCAUGUCCACUUCAUUUUCAAGGGAGAUGAUGACGUGUUCGUUAGGACUAAGGCUCUGCUGGACUACUUAGACCAUGUCGGAGUUCAAAAAAUACAUAAAAAUAAAACAAAAGGAUGGGACGAUUUCAUUGUAGGGGACGUUAUUGCCAAUGCCUGGCCCAAUCGGCAGCCUGAUACGAAAUAUUACAUACCUGAAAGCUUCUAUAAGGGAGCGUAUCCGGCAUACGCAGGCGGCGGUGGGGUGGUUUACACUGGUGCUUUGGCCAUGCGUCUGCAGGAGGUCUCUCAUUGGGUCAGCUUGUUUCCCAUUGACGAUGUUUACUUAGGAAUGUGCCUUCACAGGCUCGGGGUGUCCCCCACUCAUCAUUCAGGUUUCCUUACCUUCGACCUUCCAGAGGAUCUGCGGGAGAAGCCGUGUGCAUAUCAUAAUGUUCUCCUAGUGCAUAAACGUACCCCGAAAGAAAUGUUAACUCUGUGGAAGGAGCUACAGGUUCCUCCUCAGCAGUGCUAGAGUAAGGCAGGGCAGCUUGUUCAUGAAUUCAAAUGAAGGUAAAUGAUGCAGCGGGGAUCCUGACAUCAAAGUUAUUUUAGUUUUUACCACAAGGUAUUGUCAUGCCAACUGGGCGUGUUAAUUUGUAUAAAAGGCCCUCAUUUUUCUGUGAUGUCAGGGCUGUGUGUGCAGUGGUCAUUAUGAGAAGAUCAAAUUAGGAUGGCAAGACAGUAGACAAGCUAAAAAUGGCAUAAGAAGUCACAAUGUAUACAACACGGUUGAUUUCACAAGAGAGUUGUUGUGAAAUGGCUCUUGUUUUAUGGAAUAAGAAUGAAUAAGCUAUCUAGUGGACAAUUGAGGCAUCUCAUGUGAUUUUUUAUUUUUACGAUUUCAAGGUUUGUGGCCCAAACACAAUUAGGAGUUAUCUCAUAAUGGAACAAAUCAAAAAAUGUCAUCAACAUAAUUCAGCUUUGUAUUUAAAAAGAUAUGCUACUGCUUUAUGUUAAAAACAAAAACGUAUCUGAAAUGUUUCAGAGGUUGUAGAACAUUUUUAGACAAUAUUUUUACACUUGGAAUCUAUAUUAAUUUUAUGCUUUGUUUGAGUUUCACAUAUUUUCCUUUGUUUUGCAAGAAUUGCCAAUGUGGAAAUGGCUGGAAAAAUAAUUCAAGAGGAUCUGGACUCUAGUACUAUAUUGAUAUUGGAGUACAGGUGCUCCUCUGCAAAAUGAUCAGGAUGCCUGAACACCCCACAGACAUUGUCAUCUGGUUUAGGCCUUGUGGGCUUAAUUAUAGCCUGGUGUUGUUGGAGGCAUACUGAAUUACAACAACAAAACAUAAUAAGGGGAAAUAAUGAAUGACAAUAAUGAAAAAUGUAUGAUUUGCUGAUUGGUCAUAGAAUUUACUUUGAUGAUUUGUACUUUAAAUGUUUGUGCAUUGAUCAGAUUCAUGUAAACGUGAAUGUUUAAAAGCAGUUUUAUGACUAAGAAUUUCUUUAUGUUUGUGUCACUUAUUAUUAUAAUCUCUGUGUUUUCAUUUGCUUUGAAAUGCUUUCUGUCAAUGCAUGUUUAUUAUUAUUAGUGGAAAUGACCCUCUUCAUUUUUGUUUGAUCAGAAAGACAACUUCAUCCUCCAAAUGUUUGUUAGUAAUCAUGCCAAAAGAAGCUUGUAUAUUCCUACUUAAGUUAUGUACAGACAGAUAUUGAAAUAAAAGCUGUUAAGCUGUUAAC